Scatophagus argus is the source of this 1021-nucleotide messenger RNA. RefSeq names its product vesicle-associated membrane protein 2 (gene vamp2). The record is from RefSeq and is a predicted model, not a curated record. NCBI's taxonomy places the organism in Eukaryota, Metazoa, Chordata, Actinopteri, Scatophagidae. Gene Ontology annotation, biological process: vesicle-mediated transport; SNARE complex assembly; vesicle fusion. The coding region runs from base 641 to 976 and encodes 111 amino acids. Gene Ontology annotation, molecular function: SNAP receptor activity; syntaxin-1 binding. Gene Ontology annotation, cellular component: plasma membrane; SNARE complex. The transcript is spliced from 5 exons.
GCGUUCCUAUCUAUAUUUACUAUAAAUGAUAACCAGGCAACUUACUGCGAAGCUCGCCACACCCCCUUUCGAGGAACGCCAUUUUGUUGACAUACACACUUGCAAUCAAAAUAAGCUCUUUAAAAGGAGCUUUUAACACACGCAUGGACAUGACAUGUAAAGCCUGUCAUUGAAAUAUGCGCAGAGUCCCAAUCACAGCCACGACAGAUAAAAAGACGCUCUCCUGUUAGCAAAACAGGGUGUUUGAAGUCUCCGGCCACCCAUUUCAACAUGAAACUCGCCGCGAUUGACGUCACCGAGCCAUCUUUGUUCACCUAAUCCAGGCGUCUGUUUAUUACACCUUCAUUACUGCACGGACCCGGACAGCGCUAGGCUCUAGUAAUAGCCUGCAGGUGCCACAUCACCGUAGAAAUAGGAAAAGAGGUUUUGUAUAGAGGGGACACAGCUCAGUGGCAGAUACGAGUUCAGAGUUCCUUCAAGGCUAUAUAGGCAGGGAAACGCCACAAUAACCAACCAAAGGGUGCCAGAGGGAAGAGAGGAGCGCAGAAGCCAAUCCACAUCCAUCUGCCAGCCACUUAGCAAGCGCUAACAUUUCCAGUCCGGAUCUCAGCACAGCUGUCUAGCCAAUACUACCAGGAUAAUGUCUGCCCCAGCCGCUGGAGCCCCUGCAGCAGAGGGAGCAAAUAAUCCACCUCCCAAUCUUACCAGCAACCGUCGUCUGCAGCAGACGCAGGCACAGGUGGAUGAGGUGGUGGAUAUCAUGCGUGUAAACGUGGAUAAGGUUCUGGAGCGUGAUCAGAAGCUGUCAGAACUGGACGAUCGGGCUGACGCCCUGCAGGCUGGAGCUUCUCAGUUUGAGACCAGUGCUGCAAAACUGAAGAAUAAAUACUGGUGGAAGAAUGCUAAGAUGAUGAUUAUCCUGGGUGUGAUAUGUGUGAUUGUCCUCAUCGUCAUUAUUGUGUACUUCAGCACCUAAGAAGAGUUGCUCCUACCCCAGUCUAAUCGCAGCUUCCUUGCUACA